AAAGCCGCUCGCUCGGAGCUCACCCUUCAGAUCAACACCGCUGUUCAACAGGAGACGCACUGCGAGAGCUAAAUAAGCAAUCAUGGUGAAGCGUGUUGCAGUUAUUCUGUCUGGCUGCGGCGUCUAUGACGGCACAGAGAUCCACGAGGCCUCUGCCGUCCUGGUCCAUCUGAGUCGCGCUGGAGCAAAAGUGCAGAUGUUUGCCCCAGACGAUGAUCAGAUGGACGUUGUAAAUCACUGCAAGGGGAACGCUACUGAGGAGAAGAGGAACAUCCUGCAGGAAAGCGCUCGUAUCGCUAGGGGCGACGUGACUGAUUUGGCCAAGCUGGAUGUCUCAGCGUUUGAUGCUGCCAUCAUUCCAGGAGGGUUUGGUGUGGCUAAGAACCUGAGCGACUGGGCUUCAAAGAACAAGAGCUGCACCGUCCAGCCACAUCUGGAGAAGAUCAUCAAGGAUUUCCACAAAGCAGGAAAGCCUCUGGGCAUGUGCUGCAUUUCCCCUGUCCUGGCUGCAAAGCUGCUGCCCGGCUGUGAGCUCACCGUGGGGCAGGACAAAAAGUGUGAAAAGUGGCCGUUUGCUGAGACGGCUGGAGCUCUGAAAGACAUGGGCUGCAAACACGUGAACAAAGACGUGGAUGAAGCUCACGUUGAUGUCAAGAACAAGCUGGUCACCACCUCUGCCUUUAUGUGCAACGCUCCCUUUCACAAAGUGUUUGAUGGAAUCGGCGUCAUGGUUCAAGAAAUACUGAAACUUGCCUGAGAAGAUUGCUAUAUGUAAUCAGUUCUAUUUAUUUUCACCAGCAAAUCAGGAGAGAUACUGUAAUAUUUAAUCAGAAACUCCAAGUAAACAAAUGUCAGAGUGAAAUUCUAAAUAAAGUGUUUUCUGGAACUUA
Poeciliopsis prolifica (blackstripe livebearer) is the source of this 890-nucleotide messenger RNA. RefSeq lists its product as uncharacterized. NCBI's taxonomy places the organism in Eukaryota, Metazoa, Chordata, Actinopteri, Cyprinodontiformes, Poeciliidae. The record is from RefSeq and is a predicted model, not a curated record. The transcript is spliced from 5 exons. Bases 83 to 757 code for a protein of 224 amino acids.